AUGCAGCCAUUGGAUGGCAGUACUUGUUGGAGGCUGGAGAGUCUCCAGACAAUUGGCCGAAUGCGGAAAUACAAUCUGGGGUUUCGGGAAUAUUCCCCCAGAUCUCCGCGCUCCUAUCUGAUUGACCAUAUUAUCGGAUCAUUCAUGGUCCCCAACCGCAGAGAACAAUGCAUCUUCGAAGAGAAACGAAUUUGUCUUCCCCAGCCUUGGCUUUCUCCUAUCCACGUGGCUGACAGACGGUUACGGCACAUUCCUAUUGAUGGUAUGGCUGUCCGUUCUUCAGUUGUUGAUGUGAAUAACCCUGAACCCAGGAUGUUGGGACAUUUGUACGACAUGCUCUGA
Messenger RNA from Aspergillus chevalieri, 342 nucleotides. RefSeq lists its product as uncharacterized. The record is from RefSeq and is a predicted model, not a curated record. Lineage: Eukaryota; Fungi; Ascomycota; Eurotiomycetes; Eurotiales; Aspergillaceae. The transcript has a single exon. The coding region runs from base 1 to 342 and encodes 113 amino acids.